AUGAAGGUCCAAACUGUCCUCGCUCUUCUUGCACCAACCGCAUCCCUCGCCAUGAGUUCCUUCCAAUGGCGCUUCACUAAGAACACCGUGAAAUCAGUCCCACAGAUAACUUUUCCCUUCCAAAUUGUCGCGGCAGCUCAUGACAAGCAAUGGUACUUCGCCAGCCAAUACGGCUUCACAAACAAGGCCAUGGGGUACUGCGGAAUACAGCCUCAAGCGGAUGGUCCGAACGGCCAAAGUCGCAUCCGUGGCGUUUUCUCGUCAUUCACGGCUGGCACGACCACCGACGACCCUAACUGCUCUGAUGGCGCCGACGGAGGCCCAGGGGUGAGCUGCGGCUUCGUCUUUGACCACGACUACACUCGUGCCUUGAACAUUGUUGUCGAGAAGGUCAGUGGCGACAAGUGGGCUGGCAAGGCUGUUGAUACGACGACGGGAAAGCAAACGCAUAUCGGCUCGUGGACCUUGCCGCGGGGAAGUGGUGAUAUUGAUUUGAAUGGGCAUAGCAACUUUGUCGAGAGAUAUCUUAACAACGAACAGCCGUGCGAAAAGAUUCCCCGUAUUGACGUCAAGUUUUUUAAUCCGAUAUCCAACGUCACCGGGGCUGGAACCUCUUCGCUCUCUGGAGUCAAGGAAUACGAUUUUUGCAAGGGAAAGAAGAACUUUAAGGCUACUCCAUUUAACGGUGGAUUGCAAAUCAGUAUGGGCUUCUAG
This is a messenger RNA of Pochonia chlamydosporia 170, 714 nucleotides long. RefSeq lists its product as hypothetical. NCBI's taxonomy places the organism in Eukaryota, Fungi, Ascomycota, Sordariomycetes, Hypocreales, Clavicipitaceae. The coding region runs from base 1 to 714 and encodes 237 amino acids. The transcript has a single exon. The record is from RefSeq and is a predicted model, not a curated record.